UGGCGGCGGCUUGGCGGCGGCCGUCCGCGCCUGUGUCUCUCGGUGGUCCCUCGGUGGGCCCCGUCUCUCUGUCUCUCUGUGUGUCUCUGUCUCUGUGUGUCUGUGUCUCUGUCGCGCGGUGGCCGUUGCGGGCGGCAACAUGGCGGACCUGGAGGCGGUGCUGGCCGACGUGAGCUACCUGAUGGCCAUGGAGAAGAGCAAGGCCACCCCCGCCGCCCGCGCCAGCAAGAAGAUCCUCCUGCCCGACACCAGCAUUCGGAGUGUAAUGCAGAAAUACCUUGGAGAAAGGAGUGAACUGACUUUUGACAAGAUAUUCCAUCAAAAAAUUGGUUUCUUGCUUUUUAAAGAUUUUUGUAUGAAUGAAAUUGAUGAAGCAGUCCCUCAGUUGAAGUUUUAUGAAGAGAUAAAAGAAUAUGAGAAGUUGGAUUCCGAAGAAGAUCGUCUUGGUAGAAGUCGGCAGAUUUAUGACACGUACAUAAUGAAGGAGUUACUCUCUUGUUCCCAUCCAUUCUCCAAACAAGCCGUAGAUCACGUACAGACUCAUCUAGCCAAGAAACAGGUGCCAUCCAAUCUUUUCCAGCCAUACAUUGAAGAAAUUUGCAAUAGUCUCCAGGACAAAAUAUUCCAAAAAUUUAUGGAGAGUGACAAGUUUACUAGAUUUUGUCAGUGGAAAAAUGUAGAACUAAAUAUUCACUUGACCAUGAAUGACUUCAGCGUACACAGAAUUAUCGGACGAGGAGGGUUUGGCGAAGUCUAUGGUUGCAGAAAGGCAGACACUGGGAAAAUGUAUGCGAUGAAAUGUUUAGAUAAGAAGAGGAUCAAGAUGAAACAAGGAGAAACUUUAGCCUUAAAUGAAAGGAUAAUGCUGUCCCUUGUCAGCACAGGAGAUUGCCCCUUUAUAGUAUGUAUGACCUAUGCCUUCCACACGCCUGAUAAACUCUGCUUCAUCCUGGAUCUCAUGAAUGGGGGAGACUUGCACUAUCACCUCUCCCAGCAUGGGGUAUUUUCAGAGAAGGAGAUGAGAUUUUAUGCCACUGAAAUCAUCCUGGGUCUAGAACACAUGCAUAAUCGUUUCGUCGUGUACCGAGAUCUGAAGCCGGCCAAUAUCCUUUUGGAUGAGCAUGGACACGUGAGGAUAUCAGAUCUUGGUCUGGCCUGUGAUUUUUCCAAAAAGAAACCACAUGCUAGUGUUGGAACCCACGGCUACAUGGCCCCAGAAGUGCUCCAGAAAGGGACGGCGUACGACAGCAGCGCCGACUGGUUCUCCUUGGGCUGCAUGCUCUUCAAGCUCCUGCGGGGUCACAGUCCCUUCAGGCAACACAAAACCAAAGAUAAACACGAGAUUGAUCGGAUGACCCUGACAGCGAAUGUGGAACUGCCAGAUACAUUUUCCGCCGAAUUGAAGUCUCUCCUCGAGAAUCUCCUUCAGCGAGAUGUUAGCAAGCGGCUUGGAUGCCAGGGAAGCAGCGCACAGGAAGUGAAAGAACAUUCUUUUUUCAAAGGGAUUGACUGGCAGCAGGUCUACUUACAGAAGUAUCCUCCACCGUUGAUCCCACCCCGGGGGGAGGUGAAUGCUGCAGAUGCCUUCGAUAUUGGCUCGUUCGAUGAGGAAGACACCAAAGGCAUUAAGCUCCUUGAUAGCGAUCAAGAGCUCUACAAGAACUUCCCUUUAGUAAUAUCAGAACGCUGGCAGCAAGAAGUAGCAGAAACGGUCUACGAAGCGGUCAACGCAGACACCGAUAAAAUGGAAGCCAGGAAGAGGGCCAAAAAUAAGCAGCUGGGUCACGAAGAAGAUUAUGCACUGGGAAAAGACUGUAUUAUGCACGGCUACAUGCUCAAACUGGGAAAUCCGUUUCUGACUCAGUGGCAGAGGCGAUACUUCUAUCUCUUUCCCAACCGACUUGAAUGGAGAGGAGAAGGAGAAUCCAGGCAAAAUCUACUGACGAUGGAACAAAUAGUGCUGGUGGAGGAAACCCAGAUUAAAGACAAAAAAUGCAUCUUGUUGCGGAUAAAAGGAGGAAAACAAUUUGUCUUGCAAUGUGAGAGCGACCCGGAGUUCGUUCAGUGGAAAAAAGAGUUGACGGAAACGUUCAACGAGGCUCAGAGACUGUUCCGGAGGGCCCCCAAAUUCCUCCACAAAUCGUGCCCGGCUGCGGUUGAACUCUCCAAGCCACCGCUCAGCCACCGCAACAGCAACGGCCUUUAAUGGAGGCAGAGGAGCCCGGGUCCUCCCGCGAAACCACCGUUGGCGGUCCCCAU
Molecule: messenger RNA, 2259 nt
Organism: Tachyglossus aculeatus (Australian echidna)
Lineage: Eukaryota; Metazoa; Chordata; Mammalia; Monotremata; Tachyglossidae
Gene: GRK3
Product: G protein-coupled receptor kinase 3
Exons: 21
Coding region: 140-2206 (688 amino acids)
Biological process (GO): regulation of signal transduction; protein phosphorylation; G protein-coupled receptor signaling pathway
Molecular function (GO): G protein-coupled receptor kinase activity; G protein-coupled receptor binding; ATP binding
Source: RefSeq, a predicted model, not a curated record